Messenger RNA from Rhipicephalus microplus (southern cattle tick), 4126 nucleotides. Its product is annotated as putative acyl-CoA synthetase YngI. The record is from RefSeq and is a predicted model, not a curated record. Gene Ontology annotation, molecular function: medium-chain fatty acid-CoA ligase activity. Lineage: Eukaryota; Metazoa; Arthropoda; Arachnida; Ixodida; Ixodidae. Gene Ontology annotation, biological process: fatty acid metabolic process.
GCUGCCGCCGUGCAAGUAGGAGUGCGCGAGUGCGAGAAGCUGCGCGCUGUCGUGAUUUCGCCUGGAAGUGCAUGGAAUGUAGAUUCUGAAUUAGUGCGUACUGAAAAGGAUCCGAGCGCUGAGAGUUGUGUUGGCGCAUCAUACCCGCUGUCGACUCGCUUGCUUCACCGUUCGGCCGAACUUCGGAGAGCAUGUUUUCCUCGCGUGGGAAAACGAUGGCGCUUCUUCGUCACACCAAACCACUAGUUCGUGCGCUGCUUCGUGCUCAGCGCCACACAGCUGCAAGGCCACAGUCGGCUGUGAUUGUGGAAUCACGAAAGCUUGUCACCAGCUAUCAGUGCGAGCCAAGUGAGACGGCCUUGACUGGAGAAACGUUUGGACAGCACAUAGACACAGCUGCUGCCAAGUGGGGCGAUGACAUCGGCUGGGUUUUUCAAUCUGAAAAUCAGCAAAUAACCUUUGCAAAUUACAAAGCUGAUGUGGACACUGUUUGCAAAGGAUUGCUGGCUGCUGGUUUCACCAAAGGAGACACAAUUGCUAUCUGGGCUCCUAAUUCAUAUAACUGGGUAGUUCUUUAUGGGGCUAUGGCAAAGAUUGGAAUCCUGUCCGCUUGUGUUCAUCCUGCUUAUACUGCAACAGAGUUUGAGAAAGUACUGACAAAGGUUCGUUUUGCAGGCAUAUAUAUUCCAGAAUCAUUCAAGAUUCUCAAGUACUACGAGAUGCUUUGCUCCUUGAUACCUGAGCUAAAGGAGUCCAGUCCUGGCCAGCUGAACUCUAAGAAGUAUCCAUUCCUAAAAGGAAUAAUUGUGGAGAGUGACAAGGCAUUGCCAGGCUGCAUCAACUGGCGAGACAUUCUGCAAGGAGGAAAUGUCAACUUAGCUGAGGCAGAAAACAAAGUUGGGAUGGAUGAUCCAAUUACCAUUGUGUUCACUUCUGGCACCACUGGAACUCCAAAGGCAGCUAUGCUUUCCCAUCAUGGAUUUGUAAAUAAUUCAAUCAUGUACGAUCAUGGUUCACCUGACCCUGAGCGUUCAGUCCUGUGCUGUCCUUUGCCUUUCUUCCACGUUUUUGGCAUGACACUUUCCUUGGGUUUGACUGUUAUACGAGGAAACUGUGCCGUGGUUCCAUGUGCUGGUUAUGACACCAAGGAGGUUCUCAAAGCUAUCCAGAACUACAGGUGUUCACAAGUUGCUGGAGCACCAACUAUGAUUGCAGACAUGAUAAAUCAUCCGGAUUUCAAGAGCUGUGAUCUUUCCAGCCUGAACAGGGUUGUAAUGGGAGGCAAUGUGGUCACUCCUGAGAUGAGAAAGUUGGCAAGAGAAAAGUUUAAGGCUCAUGUUUGGGUUGGCUAUGGAUCUACAGAGACAACAACAGCAUCUACACUGGUGACUGAAAGGGAUCCUGAGAACAAGCAAGCUACAACUGUUGGGAGACCAGUAGGCUACGUAGAGGUAAAGGUUGCAGAUACUGCUACAGGCAAGGAAACUGCCAUCAAUGAGCCUGGAGAGGUGUGGGUUCGAGGCCAUAACGUUUUCAUUGGUUACUACAACGAUGAAGAGAAAACUAAAGAAGUCAAAGGACCUGCCGGAUGGUAUAAAACAGGGGAUUUGGGCAAGAUGGAUGAAAAUGGUUACCUGAGCAUUAUUGGACGUCUGAAGGACAUGGUCAUCAGAGGAGGAGAGAACAUUUAUCCGCUUGAGAUUGAGGAAGUUCUCAAUACCCAUCCAGCUAUUCAAGAGUGCCAUGUAAUUGGAGUGCCAGACUCACGAAUGGGUGAAGAACUUUGUGCCUGGGUGUUGCUAAAUCCAGAAUCCAAGGUAACCGAUUCUGAGCUUCAGCAGUACUGCAAAGGCAAGCUUAGCCAUUUCAAGAUACCCAAGUAUUUCCUUUAUGAAACGGAUUAUCCUAAAACAGCCAUAGGAAAAGCGCAGAAAAAUAAAAUGAGAGAAACAGCAGUGAAGAAGCUGGGUUUGUGAGCAGGAAGAACCCAGUGACGGUGGACUUAACCAUAUUGAAGACCUUGUGUCUUCUGGUGCUUGUUGACCUGUUACACAAGCCUUUGGAUGAAAAAAGUCAUUUCUUGUCACAAGAAUGAUGUAAAUAUUGGUAGCAUGCAUUCGUCACUUUUUUAAGAGGUGAUCUAUCAAGCAAAGACAUGAUUGUGUAUAGUGAUAAACAAUAUUGGAACUUACUGUGCCUUGCUUGUUGUAAGAAUGAAAAUGCAGGAGUAUAAAGGAAAUAAAGUCAAGAAAUGUGGGUUUGGGGGGGGGGGAGUCUAGUUUGUAAGACAAUAUUUUAGGACUAAAACUAUUUUGAUGACAAGACACCAGGGUAGAAGAUAAGAUAAUCACAGACUAACAACAAGUUUAUUGAAUACAGAAUGUCUUGGCUCUUUAAACAUAUCCCAGAUUAGGCUCAUCUAUGGGCCAUCAGUUUCUUUUCAAAAAAAAAAAAAAGAGCUUGAUUAUCAACCAUAUGAUUUCCUUGUGUAUAUAGAAGCAUGAUUACGUAACAGCAAAACCAAGACACAAUGAACACAAACAAUAAAGAAUACAUGAAAACAGGUGCCGGCGCCUGUAUUUAUGUAUUUUUCAGUGUAUGUGUUCAUUGUCCCUUGGCUGUGCUGUUUCAUAAUCAUGAACCCCGUACAAGCUCGCCUAGCUAUCAGUAUACAGAAACCCUUGGCUGGCCGUGUGCUGAUGGUGAUGAGUAUUUCUUGUGUAAAUGUAUUGUUUGAAGAAUUAAGAUCUCAUGUAUUCAUUAAACUAGAUGUCAUUCUUCAAAUGUCCCUUCUUAUUCUACUGUGGUAUUGUGUCCACAGCACCAUUUCAGUCCUCAAGUAGAGGAUCCAAAUGUUGAGAAAUUGUUAAACAGGGAAUUUCGCUGGAGUCAAUAUUUCAAUAAGAAGACAGAAAAAUAAAAGUCCUCUCUUGUAUAAAUGUUGGUUGGAGAAACAUUCCCUGUUCAAUGAUUUCCAAAUGCUUGCUGAAAAGCCAUCCAAGGCCGGGGUGGCCUGUAGGUAAAAGGAUGCUGUGAUGUGAAUGCACUUGCUCACUCCUUUUACACUGUUAGAUGAGAAAGAUGGGGUCUCUUUCAAAAGGAGGCAAUUCUUGUAUUUGUUAUAUGGUGUAGGACCCCUCCACCAAAUGCUGAUGUGUGCUGCUAAUCAGGAACACCUGAGAAGCUCUCUGUGUUACUAAUGAGUGUGAAAAUCGAGUUACCCAAGUCAUACUGAAUAGAGUGACGUGGUUGUCAGGUCACAAGUGAUACAUGCAUUUAUUGCGCAUUUUGUUGUGCAAAAGAAGUCAUAAAGACUUGUUUAGCCUCUUUCACUGUAUGCAGAAAAUCUAACCUGUGGUGGUGCAGUUAAAACCUACUAGCCUAUUGCAUGUACCUGCAUUUUUUUUCUUAAAUGCAAGCUUGCUCUACUAAAACAUGGAACAUGCUAGUUUUUUAUGAUUUGUAUAUUGGUAUUUGUUAAUGUAUAUAAUUGGUCAGAACUUUAUUAAAUUAUGUCUUACCCAAAGAUGUCUGGCCAAACAGGAAAAAAGAAGAUACCGUGGUUUGCUUAUUGGUCUUUCAGCUAUGGCUUUCAUCUGUAGUUGCCCACACAUCUUUGUUUUACCAUAUGCCAACUUCAAUUUGCUAAUAAGCUACAUGCUGCAAUAUCUGUGGAGGAAUGCAAGAUUGUAUAGUUUGUAAUUGGCUAUAUUUCGUUCGUCUUACAACACAUUUUCACAUAGCAUUUGACAUUUAGUUGUUGCUAUACAAUAGACAGAGUUAAACGCAUAAUGUGAAAAUACUCUAAUAGUACAGUAUACAUAAUGCUAAGGUUUGUUUUUGCUUUGUUGGGAAUAAGCUACAUGGGAUAAACUGCAUAUGAUAGUAUACACUGUGUUCAAUUCACCCUAAUACUUCAUCUUGAAUUGUACCACGUGCCUUCUGCUUAAUUUCAUCCAAACCAUCUCAUUAUUAAUAAAUAUUAUUAUGUUAAAAUGUCAGCCAGUUAAUUGUACCCUAUUUUAAUGAACACAGUGCAACCUAAUUAUUAUAUGAACUUCUAAUGUACAUGUCUGAAUCUGAAUAAAGAUCACUCCAGAAUGUUUAGAGGCAGUAUUUUCUAAAA